This is a messenger RNA of Oryzias melastigma (Indian medaka), 3765 nucleotides long. RefSeq names its product ETS transcription factor ELK1 (gene elk1). Bases 821 to 2497 code for a protein of 558 amino acids. Gene Ontology annotation, cellular component: nucleus. Gene Ontology annotation, biological process: cell differentiation; regulation of transcription by RNA polymerase II. The record is from RefSeq and is a predicted model, not a curated record. Lineage: Eukaryota; Metazoa; Chordata; Actinopteri; Beloniformes; Adrianichthyidae. The transcript is spliced from 11 exons. Gene Ontology annotation, molecular function: sequence-specific DNA binding; DNA-binding transcription factor activity, RNA polymerase II-specific.
ACACCCCCCUCCUCCCCCCACCCCAACAGGAAACCGACUCGUUAACCGGCUGUUCCUCGCCGCUCUCGGUGUUCCGUGUUCCGGGCAGCAGCGGGACCGGGCCAGGUCCUGUCUGCCCGCGUGUGGACAGUAACCGGAGGACCGCGGGGGUUCUGAGCGGGUUUUCUGCGCGGGGAGGGGGGAGCGAGGCUGGCUAAGCUAGCGGAGCGGCUAGCUAGCUCGUCUGACUGGACUGGACGGUUCGAGCUCCGCGGAGUCUGAACCAGAGCCCGCCUCGGAGAGGGUUUGGACUGUUUACUUUUGGUUCACUUUGACAAAGUUAGCAGGACACGGAAACUGUGUCCGUGAGCGCGCGAGCGCUCCGCAGCGUCGGGAGCACGUCCGUGACGGCGGCUCACUUCACCGCACCGACUCACGCAGCGCGGACCGAACCGAACUGUCAGCGUUCGACGCAUCGAACCCCGGCCAGCCCUCCGCGGGGUGUGGACCGCUUAGCGACCCUCCAGCAGCACCUGUCGGCUCGCUGGGUCCCGCGGCGGAGCGGUUCUGGCGGCGCGCGGGGAGCGGUAGCAUGGAGGCAGCGCAGCCGGGCAGCAGCAGCUCGCCGCGGUUACAUAACGUCGACAGGUCGGGGGAGAAGCUGCCUGCCGUCGCCUCCCUCUCUCCCUCAUUUUCAUCCGCGGGACUCUGACAGCCGCGCGGGGCUCCUCCAAACACGCGCACACGCACAGUGUCACAACAGCGGCGGGGCAUGCACGCGGAGUGAGCCAGCGGGGAGACCGGAGAGCGCGCGCCACCGAACCCAAACAGCCCGUCAAAGAUGGAGUCUAACCCGCUUAUCAAAGCCAUGGACCCGUCCAUCACCUUGUGGCAGUUCCUGCUCCACCUGCUGGAGGACCAGCGGCAGCACCACCUGAUCUGCUGGACCGGUGAAGACGGCGAGUUCAAGCUGCUGGACGCUGAGGAGGUGGCCCGCUUGUGGGGCCUCUGCAAGAACAAACACAACAUGAAUUACGACAAACUGAGUCGUGCCCUCAGAUACUACUAUGACAAGAACAUCAUCAAGAAGGUAAGCGGACAGAAGUUUGUCUACAAGUUCGUGAGUCAGCCCGAUCCAUCACAGCCAGACGGUCUUCGAUGCUCCGACAUCAACCAGGGGAGAGACGCCGUGGACCCCGGCAGUCAGCUGAAAGGCCCGGGAGGUGGAGCUCCGCCCUGCCCGUCAAAGGGCCUUCCUCAGCGCUCAUCCCCCUGCAGCUCCCAGAAGAGCUCCAGAAACGACUACAUGAAGUCCGGCCUCUACUCCACCUUCACCAUCCAGUCGCUGCAAGCCCCGCCCCCACCCCGACCUGUCAAACCAGAGCUCCUGAUCCAGCAAGACCCCGCCCCCAAGGCUGACUGCCCCUCCAGGGAGACCCCCCCACAGAUCUGCAGCGUGUCGGAGCUGAAGCGGCCCCCGUCAGUGGGAGGGGCUGUGGACGCUCUCCAGGUGAUGGUCAAGCAGGCUUCUCCGUGUCAGACUCCGGCCCCCAGCCCACAGAUUCCCGCCUCCUCUCCCAGUCAGUCCCAGAACCCUCUAGGGCCGUCCUUGAGCGACCCCCCUCAGAUUUAUCUCACCAGCGUUGGGGAGCCGUCUUCUCUGACUCCUCUUCUUCCUAUUGGUGGGAGCGUGAGCCCCGCCCCCCCACCACAUGCCCCCGGUGGCCCCCAGGACCCGCAGCAGGAGGACCACAGUGCCAUCUCCAGCACACUGCCUCCCCAUCCAGCUCACGCCCACCCGGUCCUGCUCAUCAUCAACCCCCCUCCUCAGCAGCAGGCUGCGGUGGCCACGCCCCCUUCUGCUGCCCCUCCCACCACACGCCCUCCGCCUCCCCCCAUCAUCAUCAAGGAGGAGCACUUACCAUCGGAGCUCCUGGAGAUAGUGGCGCUGGACAGGAAGGUGGAGGAGGUCCCUCAGCUGAUCUGCAGCUCAGCAGAGUCAGAGACCCCCCCGGCCAUCAUGGAGACCCCCCUCCCUCCCUGUGUGGAGCCCAGCAUCAGAGUUCACCCGGAGACGGGGAAGGCCCAGGAGGACCCCCCCAGCACUGUGACGGACCCCCCCGACCCCCCUGUGGCCUCCGUGCUGGACGCUGUCCCCCCCAAGCAGAAGAAACCGCGGGGCCUGGAGCUCCCCUCCUCCCCCUCCCUGCCACCUGGCCUCUCCCUGGAUAAGGUAAACGCGGCCGUCAACAGCUUACUGGCUCCUGGAUCAGCCACCAACACCCUGACCCCGACAGUCAUCACGUCCCACGCCCUGACCCCCGUGCUGCUGACGCCCAGCGCCCUCCCCUCCACCAUCCACUUCUGGAGCACGCUCAGUCCCAUCGCCCCCCGCUCACCGGCCAAGCUGUCCUUUCAGUUCCCGUCUAACGGCAAUAACCAGAUCCAUAUCCCGGCUCUGAGUGUGGACGGCCUCUCCACCCCAGUGGUCCUGUCCCCGGGCCCCCAGAAGCCCUGAGCUGGUCUCUGCAGAGCUCCAACUGCAAGCCCCGCCCCUUUUUAACAGGAGUGGAGACUCCAGGAUGUCAUCUAAAAAGUCAAUUCUACGCCGAAUAAGGAUGAAGGAGCUUUAGCUCCGCCCUUGCGUCCUUCAGACUUCAUCUGGGGACCGUGUUCCUGUAGUGGCGCUCGGACCGACCCGUGAAGAGGCUGCAGACGGACAGCGAGGGGUUUGAGCCCACCGGGCUCUCCGAGGUCCUUCUGGGCGUUUUAAUGUGAAUCUGUGUCCCGCCCGGCUGUUUUUAAACCUCUUUCAGUCAGCUGGGACGGCCUUUUGGCUUUGUUUCUUUCUGCACAAAUCGAGGCCACGCCCCCAUCCACCUGUGCACCUGCUCCUCUUGGACCGGGCUCUACAGCAUCGGACGAGGCUGACCAAUGAGAGACGAGGAUGUUGGGACACGUGAUUCAGGUCUCUCAGAGAGCUGCCAGCUUCAGACGUCCUCUCAGCUUCUGCUGCAGACUUCCUGCUGAAGCUCUUCACACGGCGGCGAGGAAGAGGAGAGCGGCUGCAUCGUUCCACCUGCCGUCUGAGCCAGGACAGUCAGUCAUGACUCCAUGUUUGAUUUGAGAGGGAAAACAAAGAUCUGCUGCACUUUCUCAUGCUUUCAACUGCGAAACAAACGGAGUGGUUUGUGCUUCUUGUGUACCAGCUCUCAAAAGAACUUUUUAUGUCUUUAAAAAGAAAAAAGAAGAUUCCUCAGAGAUCCUUUUAAAGCUCUAAACACGGGACUUCCUGUUGGAGCAACAAUCAUAUUUCUUUGUCUCAGCUGCUCCCUUUAGGGGUCUCCACAGUGAGGCAAAUCUGAUCCACCUGAUCUGAUCCUGAUCUGAUCCUCUGCCCCCCCCCCCUCAUUUCCUCUCUUCUUUCCUGGUCUCUCCAUCAUCAUCAUCAUCAUCACUCUUCCUCCUCUAGUGUCCCAACGCCUCCAUCUGCUUGAUCUCCAGAACACUCACAUGAUCUGAUCCUCUGGAUUCAUUCCUGAUCCACCUUUCAUCCCUGAUGGCUCCCGUCAGUCACACAUCUCACCUGACUCCUCCCCCACCUGUUCCAUCCCCCUGUUUCCUGCUCUCUCUGGUUCUGGACUGUUCCCUCCUUGUUCCUCUUUUGCUGCUGCUCAGCUCGAUGCCUUUUGUUCUUUUAUUCAUUGAAUUAUGACAAAUUAUUUUUCAUAAAUGAAUGAUUAUAUUUUAUAUAAAGGCCACCUCAAAAGAAUCAUAGUUGGUGAA